Acanthocheilonema viteae is the source of this 2898-nucleotide messenger RNA. The record is from the annotation of a GenBank genome assembly. NCBI's taxonomy places the organism in Eukaryota, Metazoa, Nematoda, Chromadorea, Rhabditida, Onchocercidae.
AUGUACUCACAACAGAAAAACAAGCAGGCAGUAAUUGAUCUUAAAUUAUGGAUUUUUAAGUUUAUUCGUAACGAUAACGAUGAAUUUGCUGUAUGCGUGGAGGGUUAUCGAAAGAAAGACGUCGAAGAACGUGAAUUAGAAAAUUGGCGUAGUACAGCUAUCAAAGAGAGAUACAACUCAACGAUAUUACUAACUGUUAGCGGCUCCAAAUAUGUUUUACAUGGAGUACUUGAUCAGGAUUCAGCAUAUGGACUCGGAUAUCCAAAGACGCUAAUUGAAAGAUUCAAAGAUGGUUUUCCUUAUGAAUGGCGAGAACUUCUGUGUGAUUAUUACAAUAAUGUGGUGCGGCCUAAUAAACUUAAUGUAUCUCAAAGAUUACAUUCUGUGCUUCUCAAUGGUAUAUUCCUAGAUAUAUAUAAAUGUUCACGAAUCGAUGGACAUCGCACAUCAACGUUUAAAAAAAUUCUUGAUGAGUAUGAAGUGUCAUCACCUUCAAACAGUAAUGCAAAACGCGCGAAAUGUUUGUUAAUCAAGGAUAAAAUUGCGGAAGAGGAUGAAGAAAUAAGUAAAGACAAAUUCUCUACAUCCAAGUUUUCUGAUAACUGUACGAAUCCGAUCGAUAGAUUUUCGAAAACUCUUGAUAUAUCUGUCACAUCUUCAAAUCAUGAUUCCAAUGAACAAAAGAUGACACCAAAAUGUGAUAACCAUUCUUUGUCAGACAAAUUUAACACCGAGGUGAAGGUGCCUGGUGAGAAAGAGAUGUUCGAAGAUAAGUCACAAGAAGCUAUGUUGUUUAAAAUGCCGCUGUUACCGCUUCAGCGACGUCAUCCAAAACUAUUAGAUUUGUAUAACUGGACGAUACGUUUUUCUGCAAAUGACUUAGGACAUUCAAAGCUUUUCCCGAAUUUUGCUUUUGUUAUAGUUGGUUUUCGUCCAGACAAAAAUUUGGAUUGGAAAACAUCGUGUAUUGUUGCAGUAGAAAGUAAUCGUUUAUUGCGAACUGAGACAGGUGUAUAUGAACUCAUCGGACCAAUUAAUACAAUAUUAGCCGCGCAGCAAGGAUUUCCGAAAGAAUUUGUGACCCAGUUCUUGAAUGGAUUUCCAAAAGAUUGGUAUCGUAUCCUGUCAUUGUUUUUCAACACCUAUAUCGAACCGCAACUGCCUCCGCAACAAUCGUUGACUAUUUCUGAAAUUCAUGAAGAUGAUGAAGUGGAAAAUUUGCAUUGCCCUGAUUUUGAGCAGAAUGUCAAAAGCUGUUCAUUUGGUGAUAGUGAUUCUGACAGCUCAUCCUCUAACGAUAGCAUUCAAAACUAUAAGAAAGAUCUGAAGUCUACAAAGUAUUCCACUUCAGGGAAAUCUGUUCGAUAUCGAGUUGAAAAUUCUUAUCGGGUAAAGUUUGGAAAGAAAAGAAGUAAUAAGCAUGAACCAAGCAAUUGCCUUGCUCCCCCAAAACGAGUGAAACUCGAAGAAAAAAAUGCAGUGCGAGAUUCUCUGAAUCUUUCUGUAUUGAAAACUACUAGAAGUGGUCGUACUAUUAAACCACGCCUGGCAACGUGGACAGGACAACGAAUUAUGUACAAUGUUCACGGUUCUCCAAUAAAAGCUGUCGGCAUUACAACAGAUUCCAUUUAUUCGACAAGCGUUUCAGAUAUAAGCUCUUUAUCAAGUCUCCGUGAGAUGAGUUUACGAGAAACCGAGCCAAAAGAAGAUAAAAACCCUAAUCUUCACAAGAUCAACAUCGCAAGAGUUCCUCUUGUUGCUUACAGUGACAGUAAGAGUUCUUCCUCUGAUGAUGACGAUGGAAGGCUCUCUCCACCUACACCCGUAACGCCCUUUUGUGGAAAACGUGGACAUCAUAGUUCACGUAUGAUUAUAUCUUCACCAGAAGAAAGCAUAAAAGAAAAGGAAAAACAUAAAUUGCGCAAACGUCACAUCAAAACGUAUAAGGAGAUUUCUCUAAAGCAGAAGAGCAUGUCUAAAAAAGAAACUCUUUCGAAAGCUAAAAACGCAGAAAAAAAGAAUGAUGACAAACAGAACAGCGUUAAGGAAACGGUACCAAUUAUAUCAUUCAGUGAUGUGGAAUCGGAUAAUGGUGUGGAAAACGCAAAGACAGGAAGAAUCACCAAUGACGCUGUUACUGAAAAGACAAAAAAUGCGCGAGCGAGAAAAUGGACAUGCAAUGAUAAUACUAGACUGAAAUUAGCAGUUCGUGCUAUGUGUCCACAAAAUGAAAAUGAUUGGGAAAACAUUGCUGCAUCAAUGCGAACACGUACGGCGGAAGAAUGUCGUAAGCAAGCAUUGGAGGUUCUGAAACUGAAUAUUACGCCAAAAGAAAGUAAAAUGGCGAGUAUAUCAGCUGAUGUGAUGGAUGCACUUAGAAAAACUAAAGUUGGCACACUUGCACAUCAGAUUCAAGCGGAUCGAUUCACUCGACAGUAUCUGAAAGCAGGCGAUGGUUCAGACUUUUUCGAAGAAACGAUGGAUGCCGGGCCAAGUGGGAGAAAAAUAGCAAUAAUGCCAUCGGUGACAACUUUUGACUCCGAUGAUUCACUACUGUCUGUCUUGCGUACUCCUACACCGAAAUCUGUUCGAAGGAAUAUUCGUCGGAAAAAAAUUUGCAUUCCUGAAUCACCAAACUGUUUAACGCCGAGAAAUCUGCCGAGGGAUUCUUAUGUUCCAUUUAAAUUCGAUCCAGAUAAUGAAGCUUACAGAGAACGACAGUUACGCUAUGUUCACAAAAUGUUAAAAGUAAGGAAACAGUAUGGUAGAAGUCAUCGGAAUGUAACAAAAUCAUCCAUUUCCAAAGACUAUCAUUUACAUGUACCAACGGUUCAGAGUCACCAGAACGACAGUGAGAAAGAAUCAGAAGAUGAAUAUUUUGAAGAGGAAGCGGACUGA